GGAAAGUGAAAAGUAUAAAUCAGCAAGAACACAGUCGUGUCUGGAACUGUCCCUCUGUCACUUGUGGAGAAAGGAAGAUUGUUUUUAGGAAUAACAUAUAACACAAUGACCCGACGUAACGUGCUUGCAGGACUUGGCCUUCUGCUGAUGGUGCAGAUUGCCUCCUCCACCAAACUGGUGUGUCACAUAACCAACUGGUCCCAGUACCGUCCCACUAGUGGAAAAUUCACACCUGACAAAAUUGACCCCUUUCUCUGCACCCACGUGAUCUACUCCCUGGCCACCAUCAACAGCUUCAACCAGAUCGCACCCAUUGAGUGGAAUGACGCGGACCUCUACAAGAGCCUGAAUAACCUUAAAAAUGUGAACCCAGUCAUGAAGACUUUGCUGUCUGUUGGAGGGACAGUAAACGGACUCAGCCCAUUCAUCGGCAUGGUGUCCAGGCCCGAGAGCCGCCAGGCCUUCAUCAAGUCGGCAAUCAGCUACCUGCGUUCCCACGGCUUUGACGGUCUUAACCUGGCCUGGGAGUUCCCCACUCAAAAUGGCAGCCCGGAUGGAGACAGGGAAAGAUUCACCCUACUCACCAGCGAGCUACAGAAGGCCUUUCAGGAUGACGCUAAAGACACUAGGCUGACCCAGCUGUUGCUAUCUGCCAGCGUAGCUGCUCUGCGGCCCACCAUCAACUCCAGCUAUGAUGUGGCCCAGAUCAGCAGCUCUCUGGACUUCCUUAACGUGAUGACCUAUGACUUCCACGGUCACUGGGAGAAAGCCACAGGACACAACAGCCCGCUGUUCCGCAGCAGCCAUGACUCAGGGACACACUACCACUUCAACGUUGACUCUGCCAUCACCUACUGGCUGGACAAUGGUGCCCCCGCUGAGAAGCUGCUCAUGACCUUCCCCACCUUCGGUCGUACCUUCCGCCUCACCACCUCCAACACCGGCCUGGGAGCUCCUUCCAAUGGCCCUGCUGAUGCUGGCCCCUUCACCCGUGACGCAGGGUACUGGUCCUUCUACGAGGUCUGCACCUUCACCUCCAGUGCCACCGUUGAAUGGAUUGAAGAACAGAAGGUCCCCUAUGCUGUACAGGGCAACUCAUGGGUGGGCUACGACAACGAGGAGAGCUUUACUGCCAAGGUCCAGUGGCUGAGGUCCAAAAACCUGGGAGGAGCAUCUGUGUGGACGCUGGACAUGGAUGACUUCACUGGGGAUUUCUGUGCUGAUGGCUCCUACCCUCUUGUCAACCACCUCCGCAACUCUCUGGGUUUCCCCCCAAAGCCCACCACCACUAAGGCCCCCACCACCACUCCUGAUCCCAUCCUCAGCUUCUGCGUUGGACGCCCAGAUGGCCUGUACGUCAAUGUCUUGGACAACACCACCUACUUCCAGUGUUUCCGUGGCAACACCUACCUGCAGAGAUGCCAGUCUGGUCUGGUCUAUGUGGAUGAAUGCAAGUGCUGCACCUGGCCCUGAUUAGUUCUGAAGGGUCAAUUAGUAAGAAAGAAAAAAAAACAGCAUUCACCUACACCCUAACAUCUUGUCCUGAAUGCAAAUGGGAAAGUGGACAAUUGGUCAUGAAUAGGCUUAUUUGUUCUUUCCAAUUUGACCACUAAUGACUUCAUCAAUAUAAAAGAGUGUCGUAAUAUUUCAAUCUCUCCUGUUUUUCUUUGCAUUCAAAUCUGUCAGUGCACUGCAGCACAUACAUGAUAAUGUCUGCUUGUAAUUUCUAUUAGCUUUUAUAAAACUGCAUAAUAUAAAACCAAUGGUCUCUCUCCUCCCCGCAAAUUCAA
Molecule: messenger RNA, 1790 nt
Organism: Esox lucius (northern pike)
Lineage: Eukaryota; Metazoa; Chordata; Actinopteri; Esociformes; Esocidae
Gene: chia.1
Product: chitinase, acidic.1
Exons: 12
Coding region: 106-1473 (455 amino acids)
Biological process (GO): carbohydrate metabolic process; chitin catabolic process
Cellular component (GO): extracellular region
Molecular function (GO): chitin binding; chitinase activity
Source: RefSeq, a predicted model, not a curated record